Erigeron canadensis is the source of this 675-nucleotide messenger RNA. RefSeq lists its product as uncharacterized. The transcript has a single exon. Bases 1 to 675 code for a protein of 224 amino acids. NCBI's taxonomy places the organism in Eukaryota, Viridiplantae, Streptophyta, Magnoliopsida, Asterales, Asteraceae. The record is from RefSeq and is a predicted model, not a curated record.
AUGCCUUCCGACCCGGUUGAAGUUCGCGAGAUGGAUAGCCUCACCAGUUUGAUCGGUGGGUUAACAAUAGAAAACAAACCGGACAGGUGGGCUUGGCUGGGAGGAGCUGAUAACACCUUAACUGUUCGGAAUGUAAAAGACUUCCUUCUUGGCGACAAGGAUUUCAGUGACAGGUAUGUUUUUGAUUGGAUUAAUUGGGUUCCUAAGAAAUGUAAUGUGUUUAUGUGGAGAGCGACAAUGGAUCGUAUACCUACUAUGGUUGCGUUGCGGGCUCGUAACUGUUUUGCUUUGGAUCCGGUCUGUGUGCUUUGUGGGGAAGAAGAAGAAACAGUAGAACAUCUUUUUUGCAAGUGUGAGACGGCUGCUAGAGUUUGGCAUUUCAUAAGUAAAUGGUGUAAUACUGCACCAUUUUUCAUUUUCGACAUAAAAGAUUUAUUGGAGUUUCAGGAUACAUCGAGGAAGAAUAAAAUAGAAAAGGACGUUCUGAAGAGUUUGAUCAUAAUCAGCUGCUGGUGUAUUUGGAAAGCGAGAAACGAGUUGAAAUUUGAGAACAUUAAAGUGAGCACCAUGAAAAUCAUUCAAAAUAUUAGAUUACUCGGUUUUUUGUGGUUUAGAAGUAAAACGAAACAUAGAGGUAUUUCUUGGAGUAAUUGGUGUAAUUUUGUACUCAUGUAA